Ectocarpus siliculosus is the source of this 1950-nucleotide messenger RNA. The record is from the annotation of a GenBank genome assembly. Lineage: Eukaryota; Phaeophyceae; Ectocarpales; Ectocarpaceae.
AUGGAUGUCGCUAUCCAAGGCGUGCGAGCCAAAACUGGACGAUCUUUGGAAGCACCGCCGCAGAGUAACGACGAAUUUCUCCAGGAUGCCGCCGCUGCGCGGGGUGUCUACGCAGGUCUCCAGAGUGAAGGCCGAGGUCUGACGUCCGAGGAGGUGCGGGAGCUAGAAGUCCACGGCAACUGGGCGACCGACUGGUCGUUGGUGCGCGUUUCGAAAGGGAGCGGUUCUAGCAAGACGACAAGCAGCAUCGGUGCCGGGCGUGUUCGCGGCUGCGUCUUCCACGGACCGGUGUUGCUGGGGGACUUCAGUGGCGAGAUCAUCCUCCCAGUAGCCGAGCAGUACUCGCAGCCAUGCGGCGUGUACAACUCCACGCUGUCCUGGAGUAUCGUCGGCGACGGAGCUCUCAUCAAGGCGGCGGCGGCCACGGCGGACAGAUCGUCGCCCGAGGCCGUGAAGGAGCACCGGCUAGCGGUCGACGCGUACGCUGAGCUCGCCAGGUGCGGAGCCACCGUGAUAGGGCCGGGGGCCGUGGUAAUGUCGUGCUCCAGGGUGGUGGACGUCUUCAUCGGUGCAAACGCCCUGCUCGAGUCGAGCGCGGUGGAGAACGCGACGAUCCUGUCGACAGCGGAGGAGCCGUCAAGGAUAACUUGCGGCUCGUCCGUGACGUCAUCGCUGCUGCAGCACGGGGUUACUGUCGACCGGGGCUGCGUCGUGAACGACAGCCUUCUCAUGGAACACAGCCACGUCGACAACCACGGCAAGCUCACGCACUCCGUGCUCGGGCCCGACAGCGGGGUGGGCGCAGGCGAGUGUCUUCACUGCCUGGUAGGACCUUUCGUGGGUUUCCACCACCAGUCUUUGCUCAUCGCGACGGUCUGGCCCCUCGGGCGGGGGAACGUGGGGUACGGGGCCAACGUGGGGUCUAACCACACCUCGCGGCAGGCGGACCAAGAAAUCUGGCCGGGAGAAGGCGUUUUCUUCGGGCUGUCCACGGUCAUCAAGUUCCCCGCUAACUACUCGGAGUCACCCUUCAGCGUCAUUGGCUCGGGCGUCACGUGUCUCCCACAGAGGGUGGCGUUCCCCUUCUGCCUCAUCAACAGCCAGGAGCAAGCGGGGCUCCCCGGCGUCUCUCCCGGCCUUAACCACCUUCGCCCCGGCUGGGUGUUGUCGGAGUCGAUGUACAUGGUCAUUCGAAGCGAGGACAAGUACCGUCGACGUGCCAAGGCCAGGCAAGAGCAUUCUCGGCGCAACCGAGUGGACUGGCCGGUUUUCCGUCCGUCCAUGAUGCGACUGAUGGCCGACGCCCGGGCGAGGCUCGUGGCGGCCGGCUUGAAUAAGAGGGAGGUUUACGUCGGAGAUCGCGGCGUGGCCGGGCUGGGCAAGAACUACAUGACCGAGGCCUCCAGGCUGGAGGGCAUCGCUACCUACACCUUGCAUCUGCGCAGAUACGCCCUCAGAGGCCUCCUCUCUCGCCUCGAAGAGCAAUCCGGCACGGACCGCUUCCUCCUCCAGGGGCCCGCCAAACCAACCUGGGGCAACGGGGACGGCAACGACGGCGGCGGGGUGUGUCGAAUGCCUCCCCCGGUGGGGAACGCCCUCGAGACGGCCCGGCUCCUGACGCUAGAGCAGCAGCAGCAACAACAACCUACCUGGUCUUCCGUGGGAGGGGAUGACGGCGGGUGGGAGCUCCAGAAGAGCUUGCUCGUGUCAGAGUUCGGGGAAGAGGAGAGGGGCUUCAUCGACCUCAUGCAGAAGCUCAUCGCGAUCGAGGCGGAAGUAGCCAAGGCGGUGGAGAUCAGCAAGGCAAAGGACGACAAGCGUGGCUCUCAGGUGAUCCCCGGGUAUGCCGACGCCCACACCCCCGCCAAGCUGGAGGUUCCCGUCAAGCUCGCCUACUCCCAGCAGGCGGAGGUGGAAGGGAAGGCGCACGGCGUCAUUAGCCGCCUUUGA